AUGUCAUCAAUUACAAUCUGUCUCAGUAGGUCAAGACGUUGUUUCGAUCCACUGGCGAGUACAAGUCGAAUGGCUGCGAUCGACGUCGGUUGGAGUUCCAUGGAUUUGAGUUUUCGUCGACUGCUUCUCCUCUCAAAACUUUUCACAACUUCUUGGGGUGAUCCAAAAACACUUGAAAACAUCGAUGCGAAGAAGUAUUAUGUUGAAGUGAAACAUGAUGCAACCAAAUGCAAUUUAAGAACGUUUGCUUUUCGAAAGAGUGUUAUGGGCAAAGGCGCUGUUAUGGAAGUGAUUGAGCGACUGCAGCCAAACAUGAUCAUUACUAAGGAAGAAGUGCGAAAUGGAAUAAUGUACGUGGAAGGUCGCUUCGCAAGUCCUUAUGGGAAAGUAUUUCCCGAAAUGAUGCCCGACAAUAUUGGAUGGGCAUGUUGGCGAGGUAUUUUCCCGAAAAAAUUGAAACGAGGUCUUGUUAUACACUUGGCCGGUACUGGAGAUCACUCGUUCUUUAGCAAACUGACGAGAUACGAUUACUCUUAUAAUGUAAUUCCAAUGUUUCGUAGGCGUGAAUGGGGCUUUGCGAACGACCUCAUAAAGCAGGGCAUUAGCUCUGUUCUCCUUGAAAAUCCUUUCUACGGAUCCAGAAAACCGAAAAAUCAAUUUAGGUUCCUGGGUUAUGCUCCGUUAGGUUUAUCUGGUGUCUCGAUGGGGGGUCACAUGGCUUCGCUGGCGUGCACGAAUUCACCAAAACCAGUCGCGUUAGUACCAUGCCUCUCGUGGACAACCGCAGCGCCGGUCUUUGUCGAGGGCGCCUUGUCAGGCGCAAUUCCAUGGGAGAAGUUAACAAUGGAAUUCAAAUCGAAACGUUUUCAAUCGGCGAUUCAUCAGAUUCCUCAAUGUGAUUGGAUUGAACGUGCCUAUGAGAUGAAUAAGCGGUCAGAUGGGUUCAAUUCGAAGUUUGGUGUUGCUAAGAUGUUUAUGUAUAUACUAAUGGAGGAGUUUACAAAUCUCGGUAACUACCCAACUCCGUUUGAUACAACGUUAGUGAAGAAUGUAAUUGCUGAGAAAGAUGCGUAUGUUGUUAGGAAUGGAGCGCCUACGUUGCAACAACUUUGGCCUGGUUCGAACGUAGAGGUUCUGAAAGGAAUGGGACAUGUAUAUGCAUACUUGGCGAAUCACCAUAUAUUUCGUAAAUGUAUUAUCGAAAUGCUGAAUCGAAGUGAACAUUUGUACGGUCAUGAUAGAUAA
This is a messenger RNA of Anisakis simplex (herring worm), 1245 nucleotides long. The record is from the annotation of a GenBank genome assembly. Lineage: Eukaryota; Metazoa; Nematoda; Chromadorea; Rhabditida; Anisakidae.